GUGUUUGUGAACGACACCCCGGUGACGACCAUCUCCGAGGGUGGCAGCUUCGGCGAGCUGGCGCUCAUCUACGGCACACCGCGCGCCGCCUCCAUCCAGGCGAAGACGGACGUGAAGCUGUGGGCCAUUGACCGGGACACCUACCGCCGCAUACUGAUGGGCCAGUUCAUCAAGAAGCGCAAGAUGUACGAGGAGUUCCUCUCCAAGGUCAAGAUUCUCGAGAGCCUCGACUACUACGAGCGCCUAACGGUCGCGGACGCACUCACUCCGGUGGAGUUCAACGACGGCGACAUUAUCACGAACCAGGGCGAAGCGGGCGACGAGUUCUACAUCAUCGAAGAGGGCACUGCGAUUGUCCUGCAGCGUCGCUCCGAGGGCACGCCCCUGGAGGAGGUGGGCCGCCUGGGUCGGUCGGACUACUUCGGCGAGAUCGCCCUUCUCUUCAACCGACCGCGGGCGGCGACGGUGAAGGCGCAGGGCCCGCUGAAGUGUCUGAAACUGGACCGGGACUGCUUUGAGCGCCUCCUCGGCCCCUGUGCGGACAUUCUCAAGCGAAACAUGGAGAACUACAACUCGCUCAUCUCACUUUCAGUUUAA
Rhagoletis zephyria (snowberry fruit fly) is the source of this 597-nucleotide messenger RNA. NCBI's taxonomy places the organism in Eukaryota, Metazoa, Arthropoda, Insecta, Diptera, Tephritidae. The record is from RefSeq and is a predicted model, not a curated record.